UUAUUCUCUUGAUCCAGGUAGUAGUAUCUUCAUAAGCAUGGCGUUAUGACAACAAAAACAAAACAAAAAAAAAAACUCAGAUUGAUUUUGAACAAGGGGCGCUAGAGCUAAGAAUAUCCUUUCUUUGGGAGGACUGUGUUCAGAUCUGGCGAUAAGCAUUAUCAGUAGCGAAACGGUUUCUGCUGCCUAAGAGAAAGGAAGCACGACUCUCUUAAUCACUUCAUUUUUUUCGUUUAGGCGUAUGUAGCAGCAGGAAACAGGUUUCCUCUUGGAUUAUACUAGUAAGAAAAACACAUUUUCUUAUCCAUGCACUCUUCAUUGCAUUCCCCGCUGCUUGUAACAAGAAGGAGAAAUGCCUCCUUCUGAAAGAGUUCGGCUUCUUCUUUGGGACUUGUUUUUGGUUGUCUUUAUUAAUACCAACCACCACUAUGCAAGGGGACUUGAAGUUCAGCGGCUAUUCAAAUCUCCAGACCCGACCAACAACUUUGCAGUGAAUGAAGUUUCCAACAAAGUGUACCUGGCGAGCGUGAACAGGAUUUAUCAACUGGACGGUAAUUUGAGCCUGGAGAUUGAGGAGAAAACGGGACCAGUUUUGGAUAACAUGCUCUGCCAUGCGCCGUAUCUUCCCCAUGCCUCCUGCGAGCACCCCAAAGUUCUGACAGACAACUAUAACAAGCUCCUGCAGCUGGACCGGGACCAGCACGUGGCUGUAGUAUGUGGUUCAGUUUACCAGGGUUUUUGUGAGCUAAGAAAGCUGGAGAACAUUUCCGAAAUAGCUGUUGAAUUCCCCCCACAGGGAGACCACAAGGUGACAGUUUUUCCAAGCAUGCUUAAUAUUGCUGCCAACCACCCCAACGCUUCAACAGUCGGGCUCAUCCUCAGGAGCUCUGGGGGUAACACUCGGCUUCUGGUUGGGGCGACUUAUACCGGUGUGGGCACGGCGUUUUUCCCCAAGAACCACAGCAAAGAGGACUUGAGGUUUGAAAACACACCUGAGAUAGCUAUUAGGUCCCUAAACGUCAAUGAGCUGUCGAGGCUUUUCACCUAUGAUAUAAAUCCAUCGGAAGACAACGUGUUUAAGAUCAAGCAAGAAGUCAAACCCAAGAACAAACUGAGUUUUGUUCACGCUUUCAUUCAUAAGACAUAUUCUUAUAUCGCAAUGAACAACGACGCCAACUUAGGGGAAAAGGCGAACCAACCCAAUAGCAUACUGGCGAGGAUUUGUCUGGACAACAAAACCAAACGGAAAGAGUGUAAAAAGCUUACCGAGUCUUACAUCCAAAUGGGUCUUCAGUGUGGUUCUGAUGGCAGCGUUUUCAACAGAUUGGUUUCCGUUUUCUCUGCUAGAGUUUAUCUUUCUAGCUACUUAAAAGAACGAGACCUCUUGUUUGGAAUUUUUGAAAAAUCGAAUAAAAAAUCGGCACUGUGCGUAUUUCAGUUUUCAGAUAUUGAAAGUUCGAUUAGGAAUGCCCGAAAAACAUGUUUAAGUGAGACAAAUUCCGGAGACGUGUCGGUGCUGGAUAGUGUAAUUCAAGGGACUGGAGCUGGCUGCGUUAAGAAGAAUAUUGUGUUGCAGUCAGAACAGCUGGAUUGUGGGGCCGCUCACCUGCAGCACCCUCUGGCUCUCCGGAAGCCCCUGAAGGCCAGUCCAGUGUUUGAGUCGUCUGGGCUGACCGCUGUCGCUGUUGCCAGUGUCAAUGACCACACCAUUGUAUUCCUGGGUACAGCCACUGGGAGGCUGCAAAAGCUCAACCUGCUUAAAAACUUGACCUUGGGAAGCCAGAAAUCAAUCAAUGUGGCUUCUCGGGAAUCCGUCCAUCACAUUAUGAGUUUUGACCCCAGUGAUAACAACUACAUAUAUCUGAUGACAUCGUAUCAGAUGAUCCGCGUUAAAGUAGCAAAGUGUGAUCUGUACAGCACUUGCAAUCAGUGUCUAGGAGCUGCAGAUGCGUACUGUGGAUGGUGUACCCUGGAGAGCAGGUGUUCUCUGCAAAGAGAAUGUAGAGACUGGAAACAACCACAUUUCUGGAUUAGCCUGAAUGAAGGAUUUGACAUUUGUCCAUCUAUGACUAUUACACCCUCAGAAAUCAACUUGGCUUCUACCUUCAAAGAUGUUGGGAUUUUGAUCAAUGGUAGCGUCCCUGACCUUCACAGAACAAAGGUGGAGUGCGAUUAUGGAAAUGGGGUUUCUACAGAGGCCACAAUAUAUGGAAUUGAUUCUGCACCAUCUCAAAUUCACUCCUGCCCAUUUUUACCAAAGGAGAAGUACCCAGAAUUCCCACUGGGUCAAGAUCACGUAACCAUCCGCACUACCAUCAAGGUCAAUGGCACGAGCAUUGUGUGGGGAAAUGUAAUUAUUUAUGACUGUGAGAGGACUGGAAUGUUUAAUGCAAAAACAGCAUGUACUAGCUGUCUGAAUGCAAAGUGGAAAUGUUACUGGAAUGUGAAGACCUUUGCCUGUGUCUCUAGUAAUUUGGACUCUAGGGAUUUGCUUGAGGAUUCUGCAUCCUGUCCAAAACUCAUACCUGCUACUCUGGAUCCAAUAGCAACUGGAACCACUCAAGACAUCAUCUUCUCACUGGCCAACACAGAGACCUUGCAGGGUACAUCUUUACAAUGUUGCUUUGGGAGUGAUCAGUGUUCUGAAGUAAGCUGGGCUACCACAAUCGCCAUUGUCUGUCACAGUGUAAAACUCUAUACAACUGAAAACAGUCAGCAAAUCCUGGUCAACCUGAGAUUGAAAGAACACCCAGAUAAAUUCAUUGACAGUCCAACACCAAUUAUAGUGGAGGUGUAUAACUGCAUGUCGGGCAGCACAGACUGCUCUCAGUGCUGGGGAAGAGAGGACCGGGGCCACCACUGUGUCUGGUGUGAGAACAGCUGCAGGAUGAGAAGCGAGUGCAAGGCAGUGCAGGAGUUCUGCUCCGCUCCAGAAAUAAGAAAAAUUGAGCCCCUGAGUGGCCCACUGGAGGGGGGAACCCUACUCACAAUACAAGGAAGGAACCUGGGCCGCAGAUUCAGUGACAUCACGGUCUCCAUUGGAGGUGUGGGCUGCAGGCCGCUCCAAGACAGAUACAUUGUUUCAGAAGUAAUUGUCUGUGAGACCGAGAAAGCUCCAGCGAUGUUCUCCAGCGUGGUUUCUGUGUUCGUGGGUACAGAAGGGAAGUCGAGGGAGACAUUUUCUUACAUGAACCCAGAGGUGACUUCCAUUGAGCCAAACUUUGGUCCCAAAGCUGGAGGAACAAAAGUGAUCAUCAGUGGCAAGAACCUGGAUGUGGGAUCAAAGAUACGAGUACUGGUCAACGGGACGAAAGAGUGUACAAAUCUGCUACGCACACAGGACACAAUUAAGUGCACCAUGCCAGCAGCGCUGCUCCCCAAGACAGAAAGCGUGCAAGUGUGCGUCCAGUUUGAGAGCAACCCCUGUCCCAGCAGCAGCAACAGCACCAUGUAUACGUACAUGGAAAAUCCAGUCAUAUCUGAGAUCAGUCCGAAAACAAGCCAUACCAGUGGAGGAAGGAUACUCACUUUGAAGGGGCAGGAGUUCAAUCUGAUCCAGAACAUCUCCAUGGUGGUUUUAAGGAUCGGGAAAGAACCAGCAAUCUGUGCAGUUCAGAGUCCCACCGUUAUCACAUGCCCCUCCCCAGCAGCCUCUAACAGUACUGAGGAGCAGCCAGUGAAGUUUUACAUCAACGGGGUCUUGUACACGGGAGACGGCUCGGCCGUCCACAGCCUGCCAGACUACGAUGACGAUUCACACACUGGCAGCUUCUACAUGCAUUACUGCGAGGACCCGCACUUCUACAUCGCCAAUAAGGAGAAGUGGAUCAAGCACCAUCACGGGGAACCCCUGACUCUGGUCAUCAUGAAAGCAAAAAACUGUUUGGAUCUAAGACCAGAGGAAUACAGAGUGAUGAUUGGCUCCAUCCCCUGUGAGAUCAGCUUCAACAAUGAGAAGGUCUUCCACUGCACCAUCAACGGAUCCCUGAGCUCCACCGAGAGGCAGCUUCCUGUCAUAGUGCAGGUUGGGAAUUUCAAAGAGGAGAUCGCCAGGGUGCACCUGGGAGGCAACGAGAUGGCUAUCAUUGUGUCCAUAGUCGUAUGCAGCAUAUUACUACUGGUCUGUACAGUGGCUUUGGGGGUCUUUUGUACUAAAAGUCGCAGAGCAGAACGAUACUGGCAGAAGACCUUACUUCAAAUGGAAGAGAUGGAAUCUCAGAUUCGUGACGAAAUCCGCAAAGGUUUUGCAGAGCUGCAGACUGACAUGACAGACCUCACCAAAGAGCUGAACAGCAGUCAGGGCAUUCCGUUCUUGGAGUACAAGCACUUUGUUACACGCACUUUCUUUCCCAAGCAGUGCUCUGACUACGAGAAAAGCGUUGUGCAACCCAUCUACCAAAACCACCCUCAGGCUUCUGUGACCCCAAAGGAAACCCACCCGCUCCUGCAGGACUGGAAGUCUUCUAGCCCAGUCAAACCCAACAUGGAGGAAGGAAUUGCCUUGUUCUCCACACUGCUCAACAACAAGCACUUUCUCGUCACCUUUGUCCAUGCACUAGAACAGCAGAAGGAUUUUGCUGUAAGAGACAGGUGUAACAUAGCUUCCCUCCUCACUGUUGCACUCCAUGAGAAGCUGGAAUAUUACACCAGUAUCAUGAAGGAGCUCCUGGUGGAUCUUAUUGAUGCGUCCGCCUCCAAGAACCCCAAGCUGAUGUUAAGGAGGACCGAGUCGGUGGUGGAGAAGAUGCUUACGAACUGGAUGUCCAUCUGCAUGUACAGCUACCUCAAGGAGAAGGUGGGAGAGCCCUUCUUCUUGCUGCUGUGUGCCAUCAGGCAGCAGAUCAAUAAGGGAUCCAUUGACAUCCUCACUGGGAAGGCCAGGUACACCCUUAAUGAAGAGUGGCUCCUGCGUGAGAACAUUGAAGCCAAGCCCGUGAACAUUAAUGUGUCAUUCCAAGGCUGUGGUAUGGACUCCCUGACAGUCAGGGUCAUGAACACAGACACCAUCUGUCAAGUCAAAGAGAAAAUCCUGGAGGCUUUUUACAAGAACCUUCCCUUCUCACAGUGGCCGAGAGCAGAAGAUUUAGACCUGGAGUGGUUUGCAUCCAGCAGUGACAGUCGUAUUCUUCGGGAUCUGGAUGAUACCACGCUUAUGGAGGACGGGAGAAAGAAACUGAACACAGUGCUUCAUUACAAGGUUCCUGAGGAAGCAUCUCUUGCCAUCAGCCUAAAAGACAAGAGGGACAACACCCUGGGAAGAGUCAAAGACCUGGACACAGAAAAAUAUUUCCAUUUGGUUCUUCCAAAUGAUGAACUGAUGGAGAACAAGAAAUCCCACCGGCAGAGCCACAGGAAGAAGGUUCUUCCAGAGAUCUACCUGACUCGGCUGCUCUCCACCAAGGGGACGCUCCAGAAGUUCUUGGAUGACCUGUUUCACGCUAUCCUCAGCAUCCCUGAAGACAAGCCUCCCUUUGCUGUGAAAUAUUUCUUUGAUUUUCUUGAGGAGCAGGCCGACAAGAGGGGAAUCACAGACCCUGAUACUUUACACAUCUGGAAGACUAAUAGUUUACCUCUGCGCUUCUGGGUGAACAUCCUGAAGAACCCCCAGUUUGUGUUUGACAUUGACAAGACAGAUCACAUGGACGCGUGCCUGUCUGUCAUAGCUCAGGCUUUUAUAGACGCGUGUUCAAUCUCAGAUCUGCAGCUGGGAAAGGACUCUCCUACUAACAAGCUGCUCUAUGCUAAAGAGAUCCCAGAGUACAAGAAGACAGUCCAGCGAUAUUACCAACAGAUCCAGGAAAUGAUGCCACUAAGUGAACAGGAAAUGAAUGCACAUUUAGCAGAGGAGUCUAGGAAAUACAGAAAUGAGUUCAACACUAAUUCAGCUUUGGUUGAAAUCUACAAGUAUGCCAAGAGAUACCAGACACAGGUUGUGAAUGCACUGGAAGCCAACCCCACAACCAAACGGACGCAUCUCCAGCACAAGUUCCAGCAGGUGAUAGCGCUGAUGGAGGAUAACAUUUAUGAAUGUAGCAGUGAAGCUUGAGGAAGGUCCAGGACUUCCAAGUGCACCUGAAGAGGAGUUUACCCUAAAUCACUCCCUUCAUAAUGGGAAGAGAAACAAGCACAUUGCUCCUGGAAAUAAAGAGACACGCAAAAUGCUACCGUGUGUUUUUAAAUGAUGGUAAACUGAAAGGUUGUGGGUCCUUCCUGCAGGGCUGGGACCUGGACUCUGUUAAGACAUGACUCUCAUUUACCAGAGACCAUUACUCUGUCCUUGCUAAAUCCAUGUCAAACCUUUUUCUGUGUUAAUGCUUAAAAUAAGUCGGAAAAUGUGAAGAGAAUGUACUGAUAUUAGAGAGUAAGUAGCGGGGUUCCAAAAAAUAUAGCGUUACGCGUCCCCACAUGUUGCUACAGCUGUUUAAAUAAAGUAU
Polyodon spathula (Mississippi paddlefish) is the source of this 6434-nucleotide messenger RNA. RefSeq names its product plexin-D1-like. Gene Ontology annotation, molecular function: semaphorin receptor activity; protein binding. Lineage: Eukaryota; Metazoa; Chordata; Actinopteri; Acipenseriformes; Polyodontidae. The transcript has 36 exons. The coding region runs from base 353 to 6046 and encodes 1897 amino acids. Gene Ontology annotation, cellular component: semaphorin receptor complex. The record is from RefSeq and is a predicted model, not a curated record. Gene Ontology annotation, biological process: endothelial cell migration; regulation of cell migration; negative regulation of cell adhesion.